CACACCAUGAAUAGAUACACAACGAUCAAGCAGCUUGGGGAUGGAACCUACGGUUCCGUCCUGCUGGGGAGAAGCAUCGAGUCUGGGGAACUGAUUGCUAUUAAAAAAAUGAAAAGAAAGUUUUAUUCCUGGGAGGAAUGCAUGAACCUUCGGGAGGUUAAGUCUUUAAAGAAGCUCAACCAUGCCAAUGUCGUAAAAUUGAAAGAAGUUAUCAGGGAAAAUGAUCAUCUUUAUUUUAUCUUCGAAUACAUGAAGGAAAACCUUUACCAGCUCAUUAAAGAAAGAAAUAAGUUGUUCCCCGAGUCUGCUAUAAGGAAUAUCAUGUACCAGAUAUUGCAAGGACUCGCGUUUAUUCACAAACACGGCUUCUUCCAUCGAGACUUAAAACCCGAGAACCUCCUCUGCAUGGGACCUGAACUUGUGAAAAUUGCAGACUUUGGAUUGGCCCGAGAAAUCCGAUCAAGACCUCCAUACACAGACUAUGUGUCUACCAGAUGGUACAGGGCUCCAGAAGUACUCCUGAGGUCUACCAAUUACAGCUCCCCCAUUGACAUCUGGGCUGUGGGCUGCAUCAUGGCAGAAGUGUACACUCUGAGGCCACUCUUCCCUGGGGCCAGUGAAAUUGACACCAUAUUCAAAAUUUGCCAAGUGUUGGGGACUCCAAAAAAGACCGACUGGCCUGAGGGCUACCAACUUUCAAGUGCUAUGAACUUCCGCUGGCCCCAGUGUGUACCCAAUAAUUUAAAGACCCUGAUUCCAAAUGCUGGCAGUGAAGCAAUUCAGCUCAUGAGAGACAUGCUUCAGUGGGAUCCCAAGAAACGGCCAACAGCUAGUCAGGCCCUUAGAUAUCCUUACUUUCAGAUCGGGCACCCACUGGGCAGCACCACCCAGAACCUCCAAAAUUCAGGAAAACCACAGAAAGACGUUCUGGAAAAGGCAGGCCCACCUCCUCACAUUAAACCUGUCCCUCCUGCCCAACCCCCAAUCAAGCCACACACGCGGAUUUCUUCACGACAACAUCAAGGCAGCCAGCCCCCUCCACAUCUCGUGUACCCCUACAAAGCAGAGGCCUCCAGGGCCGAUCACCUGAGCCAUCUCCAGGAGGACAAGCCAAGCCCGCUACUUUUCCCAUCCCUCCACAACAAGAACCCUCAGUCGAAUAUCCUAGCUGAUCCGGAGCACAAAAAUGGUGAGAUCAAGCCAAAGAGUAGGAGAAGGUGGGGUCUUGUUUCCAGGUCAACAAAGGAUUCGGAUGAUUGGGCUGACUUGGAUGUCUUAGAUUUCAGUCCAGCCCUCACCAGGAUUGACCUGAAGAACAAGAAAAGACAGAGUGACGAAACUCUCUGCAGAUUUGAGAGUGUUUUGGACCUGAAGCCCUCUGAGCACAUGGGUACAGGAAAUAGUGCCCCCACCCAGACUUCCUCUCAGAGGCGAGACACGCCCACCUUGAGAUCUGCAGCCAAGCAGCAUUACUUGAAGCACUCACGAUAUUUGCCUGGAAUAAAUAUAAGAAAUGGCAUACUUCCAAAUCCAGGCAAGGAUUUUAUUCCAUCUAAUCCGUGGUCUAGUUCUGGUUUGUCUGGAAAAUCUUCAGGGACAGUAUCAGUAAUCAGCAAAAUAAAUUCAGUUGGUUCCAGCUCUACAAGUUCUAGUGGACUGACUGGAAACUACAUCCCUUCCUUUCUGAAAAAAGAAAUCGGCUCUGCUAUGCAAAGGGUUCACUUGGCACCUAUUCCAGAUCCUUCCCCUGGUUAUUCGUCUCUGAAGACUGUGAGACCUCAUCCUGGGCGGCCCUUUUUCCACACUCAACCUCGAAGUACUCCUGGGCUGAUGCCCCGGCCCCCGGCUGCCCAGCCGGUGCACGGCCGGACGGACUGGGCCUCCAAGUACGCGUCUCGGCGGUGACUGUCGAGAGGCCCCUUGUAGGGAAAGCAGGACACUUUCCCUUGACUCUCUGUGGUAUUCUACCUGCAAGAAACGUGCAGACGAUGGAAAACGAACACUUUAUAGUUAUUUUCUGAACGGAGACAUUUCAAUCUUUUUUUUUUUUCUUUAAGUUAUUAUUUUUUUUAAAUAUUGAUUUGAAGGCAAUACCCUUUUUUUGUACAAAGUUAUUCUAAAACUGGGUCCUGUUAUUUUCUUAAACAGCAGCAUUUUGUAUAUAUGGAUUAUGUUGGGAUUUUAUACAGUCAACUUUGUAAUGAAUUUUUUAAAGGUUAAUUGAUUUUCCUUUGGGGUUCCAGAUAAUAUUUUAUACAGAUUUUUAAAAAUGUGAUGAAAUUGAUGCAGUAUUGCAAUAGGGGUGCAAUUUAGGGUUGUAUGAUAAAGGGUUAUUUACUCAGUGUGUGUGGAUAUUUGUGAAGUGGUUGAAUUUUCAAUGUGGCACACUUGGUACUUCAUUCUUUCUUAGACUGGCAUUAGCAUUAGAAAAGUGAUCACCUGUUUUUCUCGACACCAUGUCAUGUCAUUAGAUUGAUUUUUUUGACACCAUGGUGCUGUUCCAAAAGGACCAGCUAUUAUGUAAUUUGGUUUGUUCUUAUUUCUCAGAUGAAGGACCUCUAAUACUCUUUAAAAUGUUUACAAAACAAUUGCAAAAAUUAAGAUGAUUGGAGAUAUCCAAACGAGGCCAAGUUUAAUCAUACUGUGCCAUUACGUUCUUUUUUUUGUUCUUCCUUCAUUUUUGAAAUCAAAUUAGUAAGUUCACACAAAAGGGGAGCUUUUCAAGUCAAAAGGUUCUCCGCAUAAAGGUUAACACAGUCAAUUAAACUUCUGUCCCUGCCAGGGUGCAUGAGCAAGAAGCUAAGUUUCAAAGCAGCAGGAGAUUUUUUAUUAUAAUAACUGAUAGAAUUGUGCAUUGAGCUCAGUUCUCUAGACCUGGUUAGGAGCAGACAAUGAAUAAGUUUCUGUCCUAGUCAAAUUCUCAGGGAUUUAUGGCAGAGGUUCCACUUCUCUGGGAAGUCCCGAUUGCCACCUUCUUAGUGUUCAUAGUACCACAUUUGCACACUUAACCCUUUUGUAGCUCCUUUCAGCAGUGAGGAGAACUCUAUUACAUUGAGCAGAGGCUGAUCCAUUGAGAAGAAUGUUUACAACAGUCUUGAAAAUGACAAAGCUAGUUUGGAGACAGAAAAAAACAAAAAGUCCACUAUCAUCCAUCUCUAUAUGUUACGUUCGUUUCCACCCACAGUUACUUGAAAGGCCCAAAAGGCAGGAGAGAAGAUCACUGCCAGGGAACGCAAUAUUAUUCCAACAGUAUAUUGACUCAUACUUUCCUAGAGCUCAAGCUACUCUUUGAGGUUGACAGAUUCCGAGAUACAGCAAGUCAAACCCUAUAAAAUUAUCGUUUUUGUAGGUUAAUAUGAUUAAAAAAAAAAAUUUUUUUUUUUUUUUUUAGUAUGAUAGGUUAAGAUAAAUAUUGUCGUUUGCGUAUGGUUCGACCCAAUAAGUCAGUAUAUGACUGCUUUGGUGUAUGAAUACUGUGUUGCAGUCUGAAUGAAUUAGCAUGGCUUCCAAAGGGCCCUAACCUAUCAUCAAGGAGUAAGUUAUGUUUUGGAGAAUCUGGUUCAAAAAUAUACUUGACUAAGGAAUCGACUGUACAGCAGCAGGCCUUGGUUUGAUUUUUGGAAACAGCUAUGGUCCUUGGGCAUGAGAAAAGUACAUAAUGGAUGUGGAUUUGAUAAGUAAUAUUUUCCUGUUAACAAACUGGCAGCAAAGCUUAAGAAAAUACAUAUGUAUAUGCAAGCACAACUUGAAGCUGAAUUCAUUUCUGUGUUAUAUUCUCAACUCAUUAUCUAAAGCAACAGAAAAUGUGUUUUCAGAGAUGAGCCUUUUACUAUGAAGUUAAUAUUUAUUUUUCCUUUCUGUGUUACGUAUAAAAAGUAAGUUUAUCUGAAACCUUACUCAGCUUGUUGGAAAGCUGGGUUUAAAUUGUAAAUAUCCCCUAGAGGAGCAAAUGGACAGUGAAUACCAUAUUCUUGGCACUCUAGCUUAUGUUAAGAUUUUUUGAAUGGACAAACCUAGUUGUCUGGUUAUUACAUACCAUAGAAUUGUUUUUCUAAUACUUCCGUAGAGCCUAACUUUGGAAAAAUAUUUCACUUUUCUUCCUAUUUUCCUCUCCUUUGUUUACCAGCGAACACCUUCCCUUGGGAAGCCAUAUGCACUUAUUCCUACAAAAGUGAAAAAACAGAUGUACAGCUGAGAAAACUAGAAGACCAAAAAGCAAUCUGAAUUCUAAAGAGCUAGCAACAUCUCAUAAAGUACUCUUUUUCCCCCAAAGGAAACAGAACAAGUAGUGUAUUCAAGCUAUGUACUAUAGGAGGGAAUCACGACCAUUUUCUGUUAAGUGAAAAUAAAAUGCUGCAUAGAUUUUUAGAGUUUAUUUCUAAUGCAAGACAACAGGAAUGAUGAGUUGUAACUGUACCCACUUAUGACCAUACCUCUUUUUCGUCAGAAAGCUUUCUAGGAUGUCAGGAGAUGGUACAGGGGUGGCUCUCAUUCCAUGCCCAAAGGUUCAGUGACAAUGGCGGGUCCUACUAGACCAUGCACAGUAGGGAAGCUGCAUUCACAUAAAAGCUAUAUUUGGGAUGCUUGUCCAUUUUACAAUAAAAUUCCAUUAAGUACAUAAGCCCUCACCCAGCUUAUAUAUAAUAGGAUUUAUGUUGGAAGAAAUUGAUUUUCAAACAAUUUCUUAGAUACAUCUCUUGCCUACAGGGUUAUAGACAUCUAAUAAGGUUAUACUAUGUCCUCUACUGGAGUUAGCAAAAAUUGAAUCAAGGCAACACAUCUAAAAGAAAACAAGAAAUGUUAUGUUUUCAAGUGCAAAUACAGGUAAUCUGGGAGUUAGUGAACACCAAGUUUUCUCAUGAAGUAGCAUUUCCCUACCAUUAAGCCAUUGCUGGAAACCCUGGUGGUGUAGUGGUUAAGUGCUACAGCUGCUAACCAAGAGGCUGGCAGUUCAAAUCCGCCAGGCGCUCCUUGGAAAUGCUAUGGGGCAGUUUUACUCUGUCCUAUAGGGUCGCUAUGAGUUGAAAUCAACUCAAUGACAGUGGGUUUUUUUUUUUUUUUUUUAAGUCAUUGCUUUGUGCCAUUUAGGGGAGAAAAAAAACGAGAAUACAGGCUAUAUGUUACAGUUCAAUGUAUGACCAAAAACAGUUACAUUUAUGAGAAAAUGUUUGACAUGCAAAUGUUUAUAUCAUUUAAAGCAUACUGUAGAGACUUGUGUAAUAAAUGUUAAUUUUUAGAAGGAUUUAAAAUGAUUUUUACACUUUUUAACCAAAUGUACAGUAAUUUUAUAUAAUUUAUUAUGAGGGCCUUCAUAUGGCAACGAUUAAGAAGACAGACUGGAGGCAAAUAUCACAAUCUGUAUUAUCAGUUUCUUAUAGAUACUGUGCUAACGUGACUUUAAAAUGACCUGAACGAAGUCUUCUGAUUUCAGAUAUCUCAGCUCGGUUACUUGAUUUGAUUAUAAAGAAGUAAAUAACUGAGACUAUAAAGCAAAUAUUCAUAAUAAUGAAAAGAUAGGACAGAAAAUCCUUAAGCAAGACCCUUCUGAAAUAAAAUGUUGCUUUUUUAAUAGUUUGUCUGAAGGUGUUUAAGAAUAUUAAUUAACUUUACGUAAGGCAAAUUCUCCUGCUCCAAAUAAAGUUACAGUUUAAGAAAAAUUUG
Molecule: messenger RNA, 5661 nt
Organism: Loxodonta africana (African savanna elephant)
Lineage: Eukaryota; Metazoa; Chordata; Mammalia; Proboscidea; Elephantidae
Gene: CILK1
Product: ciliogenesis associated kinase 1
Exons: 13
Coding region: 7-1905 (632 amino acids)
Biological process (GO): intracellular signal transduction; intraciliary transport; cilium assembly
Cellular component (GO): nucleus; cilium; cytoplasm
Molecular function (GO): ATP binding; protein serine/threonine kinase activity
Source: RefSeq, a predicted model, not a curated record